AUGGUUGUUGUCAGGAGGGUGUUAGUGUGAGUCCUCAGCGUUUACCGUAAUUGUAUAUUUCGUAUUGAUUAAUGCUAGUGUAACCUCACUAGGCACCCACUGACUACACAUCCCAACAACAUGGCUCCCAAGAAAGGAGACCUAACAGAGGAGGAGAGGGAGCUGAUCACAGUCAUUUCUAAAGGCACUGUUGAGGAAGCAGGACGGUGUUUAGGCAGCAAGGAGGUUCGCGUCAAUUGCUUGGAUGAGCAUGGAAUGACGCCUCUGAUGCAUGCAGCCUACAAGGGUAAAGCGGAUAUGUGUAAAUUAUUGUUGCAACAUGGAGCAGAAGUGAAUUGUAAUGAGCAUGAACAUGGAUACACAGCCCUGAUGUUUGCUGGUCUUUCAGGUAAAAAGGAGAUUGUUUGGAUGAUGUUGGAGGCUGGAGCUGACCCUGAUGUACUGAAUUCUGUUGGGAGAACAGCUUCUCAAAUGGCUGCCUUUGUAGGCCAGCAUGAUUGCGUCACUGUCAUCAACAAUUUUUACCCUCGAGAAAAGUUGGACUAUUACACCAAGCCACAAGGGCUAAACACAGAACCAAAAUUACCUGUAAAACUGGCUGGUCCUUUGUACAAAAUUAUUACAGCUACAAACCUUCAUCCUGUCAAGAUUGUUUUUUUGGUAAAGGAGAACCCACUUUUGAUGGAAACAGAUGCUCUUAAAAAAUGCAGUAACGUGCUGGAUCUAAUCUGUGAAAAAUGUAUGAAGCAACAAGAUAUGAAUGAAGUUUUGGCCAUGAAAAUGCACUAUAUUAGUUGUAUAUUACAGAAGUGCAUUACCUACAUACAGGAGAAAGAAGAUAAACUGGACACGUUUAUAAAAAGUUUAUUAAAGGGCAGAGAUUCUGAUUGCUUCCCGGUGUUCCAAGAAAAAUUCAUCCGAGAGAGUAUCCGGAAAUUCCCCUAUUGUGAAGCAACACUUCUACAACAGCUAGUGAGAAGCAUUGCACCUGUCGAAAUUGGAUCUGACCCUACGGCCUUCUCUGUACUGACCCAAGCAAUCACUGGCCAAGUGGGCUUUAUAGAUGCUGAAUUUUGUACGACCUGUGGAGAAAAAGGGGCAAGCAAAAGGUGCUCCGUGUGCAAAUUGGUGAUCUACUGUGAUCAAAACUGCCAAAAACUUCACUGGUUUACACACAAAAAGAUAUGCAAAUUACUGAAAGAGAAAAGGGAGAAACACGAGCUAGAAGAUGCCAAAGAGAAGAAGAGGCAAGAAAAAUAUAAUAACCAAGAGGAGGCCAAUGGUGAUGAGUCAACUGUAUCGACGACGGAUGCCUCACUGGAAGGUAACACAGAAAUACCCAAAGACGCCAUCGUCAGUGAGUUGCCUGGCACUGAAGAAGACCAAGAAACCAAAUACCUUUCUUCCACACCUCUUCCAACAGAAGGCCCAUCAGCUGAAUCUAAUCUGUCUCACACACCCAAUGAAUCUGAAGAAUAAGGAAGAACCAACCUGAUCAGUUUAUCCCGCAUUCUACAGACCACUCCAAUCUUCAUUAUUAUUUUAAAUAAAACCACCACAAGUAUUUUUCUGAAGGCUUCUGACAUGUAUACGGUUUAGCAAGGGUUUUUCCUCCCUCUACAUACUUCUUAAAUAGUAGACACUACUUGGGUUAUUCAUUAAACUCUGAAUUGCUUUGAACUGAAACCGGAUUGUAAAUUCAUAGCCGAGCUGUGGCUGAGCUGCAGAUUGUUUGUUUGUUUUUUCACAAAUCUUCACUUUUUCCUGGGUUUUGCAAUUCUGUUUUCAAUGCACAACAAAUUGGUAUGUAGUGAAUGUACACAAAUUGAGAAGGAUACAGGGGAAAAAAGGAAAGACGGUAGGGACAAACCCGUAUGCCUUCUGGUAUUAUUGUUCAGCUAGUAUUUUCUUAUUUGGUUUUUACAUAUUAAUAUUGUACUGUUAGGAAUCUUUUAGAUCUGCUAAUUGAUUUUCCUUUAAAAAACAUUUUUCCAAGAUGUUAUACCUGGGGUACAAUUUUCUGUAAUCUGUUGCAUGAGGGUAUUCUGACAAUUCUUCCAAGAUAACAAAGGAUGGUAAUGUAAAAAUGUCUAUAAUUUGUUUUGCAGGAUAUCAGAAUUGGAGGCUAUUAGCAUGUGAUACACGCAGGAAUGGUAGCCAGCUAAAUGAAGAGCAGCCUAAAAAUAUCGCCUCGCCCAUAUCUUCCCUUAUUUUAUUUUCUCAAUGGGUUAUAGAUCAGGUCGCAAAUAAGUUUUGCUUAUGUCAUUUCCAUUCAUUAUUGUUCACAAUUUAUCUAGCUGUAAUUGUUGCGCCCAGUCUGCCUGGAAAACAAAAUGGGUUCCAGAUUCUUAGCUUAGAUUUUUGAAUGCCAAGCCGCCCCAUGAAUAAA
This is a messenger RNA of Pelobates fuscus (common spadefoot toad), 2389 nucleotides long. RefSeq names its product ankyrin repeat and MYND domain containing 2 (gene ANKMY2). The coding region runs from base 121 to 1479 and encodes 452 amino acids. Gene Ontology annotation, molecular function: protein binding. The record is from RefSeq and is a predicted model, not a curated record. The transcript has 10 exons. NCBI's taxonomy places the organism in Eukaryota, Metazoa, Chordata, Amphibia, Anura, Pelobatidae.